This is a messenger RNA of Chelonoidis abingdonii (Abingdon island giant tortoise), 1014 nucleotides long. Lineage: Eukaryota; Metazoa; Chordata; Testudines; Testudinidae. The record is from RefSeq and is a predicted model, not a curated record.
UGGAGUUGGGGGUGGCUGCACUUCAGGGCCGGGCGAGGGGUCCUUGGAUGAGGAGGUGCCUGGCCAGGCCUGGACUCUGUUCUCUCCUCCCAGCUGGGGGCUUCGUGGAGCCAGGCUCCCCCCAGCAGGAUGACGGGCGCCCUGAAGAAGCACCUUGAGCUGCUGAGCGUGUUUCAGUGGGUUAUGACCUUCCUCUUCUUUGGCCUUCUUCACGUCACUGUGUUCUAUCUGCUCUCACCGUCUCUGGGCGUCUCUGUCCUACUUCGGUGGGGGUGGCUCAACCGCGACACCCCAGAGAGAGGCGGCCGACGCUCAGACUGGAUGCGACGCUGGCGAAUCUGGCAGCAUUUGACUGAUUAUUACCCCGUCAAGCUGGUGAAGACGGCGGUGCUGCCCCCCGACCGGAGCUACGUGCUGGGCUCCCACCCCCACGGCAUCAUGUGCACGGGGGCCGCAGCCGCCUUCUGCACCGAAGGCCCCGGCUUCUCCCGGCUCUUCCCCGGCCUGCGACCCAGCCUGGCGCUGCUGGCGGGGCUCUUCCGACUGCCCCUCUACCGGGAGUACAUGAUGGGCUUCGGGAUGUGUCCCGUAAGCCGCCCCAGCCUGGAUUUCCUGCUCGCCAGGCCCGGCAACGCGGUGGUGAUCGUGGUGGGGGGUGCGGCUGAGUCGCUGGACUGCACCCCUGGGCAGCACCGCGUCACCCUGCAACGCCGCACUGGCUUCGUGCGCCUGGCGCUGCAGCAUGGUCCUGCUGUCCCGCGAGUUGAACUGGAGUCUAUCCGGAUUGACACCCCACCCCGACAGGAAACAUCAGCAGCGACCUUGCUCCGGAUUCCCCCCCAGCCCCCCUGUUGCACCACGUUGGAACCCCACUCUGUACCGGCGCCGCCCGUCCCACCCGCGCGGAGGCGGCCUCAGACUCCACAGGCUUACGCGGCAGCUUUCCGCCAGCUCUUCGACCGCGUCAUAAAGUCAGCUGCGGGCUGCCGCCGCGCGGCCACUCGCGUGUCGUAA